Messenger RNA from Medicago truncatula (barrel medic), 984 nucleotides. RefSeq names its product glutaredoxin-C5. Bases 116 to 490 code for a protein of 124 amino acids. The transcript has a single exon. The record is from RefSeq and is a predicted model, not a curated record. Lineage: Eukaryota; Viridiplantae; Streptophyta; Magnoliopsida; Fabales; Fabaceae.
UUCACCUUAACCAUUUUUCACACAAAUCUCCAACCUCAUAUCUUUCUCUAAUCUCUUCUAUCUCCUUACACUCUUCUUCUCUUCUCAGCUACAUUACUAUAUUAAGUUCAAAAAAAUGCAUUACCAAACAGCAUCAUGGGGAAACUACCACAUGACCCCAACAAUGAUGUGUGACCCAUUAGAGAGAAUAGAAAGACUAGCAUCAGAAAACGCAGUAGUGAUUUUCAGCAUAAGCACUUGUUGCAUGUGUCAUGCUAUCAAGAGAUUGUUCUGUGGAAUGGGAGUGAAUCCAGCUGUUCAUGAACUUGAUGAAGAUCCAAGAGGCAAAGAACUUGAAAGAGCACUUAUGAGACUUCUUGGUACUUCAAAUGUUGUUCCUGUUGUUUUCAUUGGUGGUAAACUUAUUGGUACUAUGGAUAGAGUCAUGGCUUGUCAUAUUAAUGGUUCUCUUGUUCCUCUUCUCAAACAAGCUGGUGCUCUUUGGCUUUGAAAAAUUUAUCAAAAAAAAAAAUCCCUUCUUAACUAUUUGCAAAAUGGAUAACUUAUUACAAGUCGUUAGAACAAAAGAAAACUAUUUUAUUAUAACUCUAACGAUUUGUAGUUAGUUGCGUCUAUUAGAUGUAAAAGUUAGUUAUACUAGUUUAUUACGAUAAACUAGUGUAACUAAAUUAGUUACAUUUAGUAGUUAUCCAACUUGUUAAGAUAGUUAAUUGAUGGAAGAAAAAAAUUGAAGAGGUUAUUUUCAUUAUUCACUCUUCAUUAUACUACUAAUGCUAGUACUACUAUUAUUAAAGUGGGUUCAUUUUGAAACUCUUGUGUUUUUUUUUUUUUUAGUUUAAUUAGUUUGGUUUUUUUUUUGGGUGGUUAUUAUUUGGGUUUGUUAUUGUUUUUUUGUUUUUGUUUUUUUUAAUUUAAGGUUUCCUUCCUAUGUAAAGACAAAAAGCAUAUUGGAAGAAGAAAAAAAGGAGCUAAUUUUACUGUUUA